ACGCGUAUCUCCGCGCCGUCUGCUAUAAAAUCCCGCAGCUCCGCCUCCCUUCUGCUCUACCCGCUUCUAACAAACGCACACACUCCCUCUCGCUCUCGCGGCGCAGGUCGGAGGCUAAAACCCUAGAGACAGGCGACUAUGACGGCGCCGGCGGACAAGGGGAAGAAGGCCAAGACCGAUACCGACGUCGGCGAGGAGAACGAGCAGAUCGACGGUGCCCUCGUCCUCUCCAUCGAGAGGCUCCAGGAGAUCCAGGACGAGCUCGAGAAGGUUAAUGAAGAAGCAAGUGAUAAGGUUUUGGAGGUUGAGCAGAAGUACAGUGAGAUUCGCAGACCUGUCUAUCUUCGGAGGUGUGACAUCAUCAAAACAAUUCCAGACUUUUGGCUGACAGCGUUUCUAAGUCAUCCUCUUCUCAGUGAGCUUUUGACUGAAGAGGAUCAAAAGAUGUUCAAGUACUUGGAAUCUGUUGAUGUUGAUGACUCUAAAGAUGUCAAGUCAGGCUACUCCAUCACUCUUAACUUCUCUGAGAAUCCGUACUUUGAAGACAGAAAGCUUACCAAGUCAUAUGCCUUUGCUGAUGAUGGAACAACCACAAUAAAUGCCACUUCCAUUAAGUGGAAGGAGGGAAUGGAAAUUAAUGGGAAUGCCAUUAAGAAGAAAGGAAGCAAGCGUCCAUUGGUUGAAGAAAGUUUCUUCACCUGGUUCACUGAUACAGAGCACAAGAGCCUUGCUGAUGGGGUGCAAGAUGAGGUGGCAGAGAUCAUCAAAGAAGAUUUGUGGCCGAACCCAUUGAAAUAUUUCAACAAUGAGGUUGAAGAGUUUGAAGGAGAUGACGAGGAUGAAGAGGGAUCUGAUGGGGAGGAUGCUGAGGAGGAUGAGGACGAGGAGAACUGAGGCCUUGGUUGGCUUUGGUGGGUCCUGAUGAAUCGUUGUCUGCAGAGGCUGUGGGUAUCUGAAGGGUGUAGUCAUGUGACCCUUUCGAGACUGUUUUGUUUUGUGUUUGACUUAGCUGGAACUUAGCCUUAGGAGCUGUUGAAUGCGUUAUCGAGUACGUACUGUCGUAUUUUCGACUUAAAGGAGACCUCUAUAUAUCAUAAUCUGGCGAUAUCUAUGACAACAAUUUAACUUGCUGA
This is a messenger RNA of Aegilops tauschii subsp. strangulata, 1133 nucleotides long. RefSeq names its product NAP1-related protein 2. Gene Ontology annotation, biological process: nucleosome assembly. NCBI's taxonomy places the organism in Eukaryota, Viridiplantae, Streptophyta, Magnoliopsida, Poales, Poaceae. Gene Ontology annotation, cellular component: nucleus. The record is from RefSeq and is a predicted model, not a curated record.